AUAAAUAUAUAAUAAAGUAUUAUUGUUUAUAUUACUUGCCUAGAUAUAAUAAUUAUUAUGAGAACUGUUAUCUUUUGCUGCUGGUAGCAGUACAUAUGUGAUUAUGGCCAGGAGAAGCAGCACAGUGUAAUUAAGUUCACUUUUUUGGGGUAAAAAAACAAGGGUCCUUAUAAUGGUCCUAGUGCUAAAUGGGGUCCUACAAGAGGACUGUCCUCCAGACAGCCGCACCUUAUACCUAAACCAUCCGGUUUACAGAGAAACAGCCGCGCAACUCCUGUCAGUUUCCAAUAAGGUGAUUGGUCCGGUCGGUACGCUGUACGUGCUACAGAGGGAGCUGGCUGCUACAGUACCACACGACAAAAAUAUAAGCAUUUUGGGCUCUGAUGACGUGACCACUUGCCUGAUAGUGGUGGUGAGGCACUCCGGGUCAGGAGCGGUGGCUCUGGCACAUCUGGACGGUUCCGGAACAGACGAAGCGGUUUGCACCAUGGUCCAGAGGGUGCAAGAGUUGGCCCUGGGGUACCCGGAGGGUCGGAUAGAGUUGCAGCUGGUCGGGGGAUUUACGGAUGCCCACGGUUAUUCCGAGGAUAUAUUUUAUUCUGUUUUAAGUUGUUUUCAUAAGCACCCGGUGGAGAUUGACCUGACGUUGGCUUGCCUGGGGGAAUUAAAUACGACGAUAAGGGGCGGGAUUCCCUGGCCGGUUAUUUACGGGAUCGGGAUAAACGUGAAAACCGGCGAGAUUUUCCCGGCGACUUUUCCGGACAAGGGACCGGAUCAGGCUUUGAGGAUUGCCAGGCAUCUUACGGGCAUACCACAGGUGCUGGAUAUCUACGAUUGUGCCAUGGGCCUACUGAGAAUCGGUCCGUUCAACUACGAGCCCCUAAGGGGCGUCGACUUAUGGCUGGAGCAAACCGACGAGUUCAUUUUGCAACAGUUAUCGACUUCCCCGGAGGUGCAGCCCCUCCAUUUUGUUAUGCAGAUCAGGGCGGCACUGAAGUACAUCCAAGAGAACCAGUUUCCCGCCAUUACGGUUUUUAGGGACAACAGACCGCAUUAUUUCGGCAAAGACGAAAAUACCGGACUGUGGAAUCCGGUGCGUUAUUGCUGAUUUUCUUUUUUUCUGGUGAAUUUUUUUUUUGUAAAUAUUUCUGAAAUAUAUAUUUAGUGUGUGUCGGUUUCAAUGGAA
Anthonomus grandis grandis is the source of this 1186-nucleotide messenger RNA. It is a transcript of the gene Ntan1, whose product is annotated as protein N-terminal asparagine amidohydrolase. Gene Ontology annotation, cellular component: nucleus. Gene Ontology annotation, biological process: ubiquitin-dependent protein catabolic process. Bases 173 to 1108 code for a protein of 311 amino acids. NCBI's taxonomy places the organism in Eukaryota, Metazoa, Arthropoda, Insecta, Coleoptera, Curculionidae. The transcript has 7 exons. The record is from RefSeq and is a predicted model, not a curated record. Gene Ontology annotation, molecular function: protein-N-terminal asparagine amidohydrolase activity.